UAAGAAAUAACGUAAUCUUGCGCAAGAUUGAACAAUCAGUAAAAUGAUACGCAUCUUUAUUGGUACGUCAUUAUUUCGAGCCUUAUAAACGUCAGUGCUUGAAUGUCAGUAGGCCAGUCAUGUUGUUAUAGAAGUUAUAAUUCGCGUACGUCACGUGCGAAUAUAAAAUCGACCACUCCUUAUCGUAGACAUGAUCAAUAUUUUAUUUAAGAGUUUGAGUCGACGAAAUAUAAAGGUUUCAUUUUGCAAAUGUAAUUUAAUCAUGUCUCACAAUCAAUCUAAUGGCAAAUGUUCAGUGCUAACCGAAACGAUCCCGCUCUCGAAGGAUUUUCUCUUCCGUCAAUUCUUCGAUCCAGUAUCCAGUACGUACACUUAUCUGUUGGCUGAUAUCAACGAUAAGACCGCGAUCUUCAUUGAUCCGGUUAUCGAAUGGGCCGAACGUGAUAAGACCAUCAUUCAGGAUUUGGGAUUAACGUUAAAAUACGCUAUAAAUACGCACAUGCACGCCGAUCAUAUCACCGGAACAGGAAGGCUGAAGUGUUUGUUACCUGGCUGCCAGUCAAUGAUAUCACGUACCAGCGGCGCUGAGGCCGAUAUACUCUUGGAUCCGGAUGACCAAAUAAGCUUCGGCAGGCAUAAAUUACGGGUGUUGCCCACACCCGGACACACCGAAGGUUGCGUUACUUAUGUCUGCGACGAGCAGGGCGUCGCAUUCACAGGCGACGCUCUUUUAAUACGAGGAUGUGGUCGAACAGAUUUCCAGGGUGGCUCUCCAGAAGUUUUGUACAAGUCUGUGCACUCGAAAAUUUUCUCGUUGCCACCGAAUUAUAGACUAUAUCCGGCCCACGAUUACUCCGGAAGGACGGUGACCACAGUGGCCGAAGAGAAGGCCUUUAAUCCAAGAUUAACUAAAUCUCUGGAUGAAUUUGUCGAGAUAAUGAAGAAUCUUAAUCUUGCGUACCCGAAAAUGAUCGACAAAGCUGUACCAGCUAACAAAGUUUGCGGAUUAUACCAGCUUCCAAAAAUAUGAGAAGAUAUUAACUCUGGGACAUAUUUAUACUCAUCGAUCCGCCGAAUAGUGAUUUUAUAAUUACUCCUGUAUACUGUAUGCAAUAAAAUAUACUAAUUAUACAUUUAA
Molecule: messenger RNA, 1138 nt
Organism: Ceratina calcarata
Lineage: Eukaryota; Metazoa; Arthropoda; Insecta; Hymenoptera; Apidae
Product: persulfide dioxygenase ETHE1, mitochondrial
Exons: 6
Coding region: 191-1030 (279 amino acids)
Biological process (GO): hydrogen sulfide metabolic process; glutathione metabolic process
Cellular component (GO): mitochondrion
Molecular function (GO): sulfur dioxygenase activity
Source: RefSeq, a predicted model, not a curated record